Hylaeus volcanicus is the source of this 973-nucleotide messenger RNA. RefSeq names its product EKC/KEOPS complex subunit TP53RK-like. Gene Ontology annotation, cellular component: nucleus; EKC/KEOPS complex; cytosol. Gene Ontology annotation, molecular function: protein serine/threonine kinase activity; ATP binding. Gene Ontology annotation, biological process: protein phosphorylation. NCBI's taxonomy places the organism in Eukaryota, Metazoa, Arthropoda, Insecta, Hymenoptera, Colletidae. The transcript is spliced from 6 exons. The coding region runs from base 98 to 871 and encodes 257 amino acids. The record is from RefSeq and is a predicted model, not a curated record.
GUAUCCAUUACAGGUUCAGAUUUGAGCCGCGUUCUAUUCUGGGAACCACUCGUAAAAAAUACUUUUGGUUUUGUUUUAAAGAAUCAAAUAAAAGCAAAUGUGUACGGAAACCUUAAUUGAUCAAGGCGCUGAAGCGAAAGUUUUUAAAGGAUCUUUUCUUGGAAUUCCAUGUAUUAUUAAAGAACGAUUCUUAAAAAAGUACCGCCAUCCAAUGUUAGAUGAAACACUUACUCAUCAGCGUUUGGUGACGGAAGUUCGAGCGAUGGUUCGAGCAAGGAAGUAUGGGGUGGAAUGUCCAGCUCUCUACUUUGUUGAUCCAGUCAAGCAUAAAAUUUAUAUGGAAUACAUAACGGGUGUCACACUUGACAAAUUUUUAAAUGAAGCAGUAACACGUCGUUCGGUUUCAAAGGAACACGUGUUUGAAGGUACACUUUCGACACAUUGUAAUAAAUGUCCGUCAAAAGAGCAUUUAACUUGUAGUUCAUUGAGUCAAAUGGCCAAAAAAAUUGGUCAAUCUUUAGCGAAAUUGCACAAUUCGGGUUGUAUCCAUGGAGAUAUCACACCGUGCAAUAUUUUGAUACGUUUCCCUGAAACAGAGUUUGAGAAUGGUAUUGAUGCCAAAUCCAUGGAACUGUUAACGGUUGUAUAUAUUGAUUUUGGUUUAAGUUUUAUGUCGUCGAUGGCGGAGAACCGUGCAGUUGACCUAUACGUUUUAGAGCGGGCUCUAAAAACCUAUAUGAAGGCGUUUCCUGUUUUUACUCGUGUUUUGUUAGAAGAAGGCUAUUUUCCGCAUGUAAGCCAAAGUCAAGCCGUUCGCGAAAAAUUGGUUGAAGUUCAACUGAGAGGGAGAAAACGUUUAAUGAUAGGAUGACUUUCUUAUAAUUUAAAAUAAUGUUAUAUUGUCUCCAAUAUAUCACAAAAUGGAUAAUCCCCUAUAAGGAUUUUUUUUUUCCAUGAUGCUAAGGAAAUGUAA